AGAAACAUGACUUAACUGAAGGAGGGUGGCGCUUACGCAAAAAGUGACAGCGACCGGCCAUGUGAAUACAACAACCAAAGGGCUCUAGACCAACGGGAAACCAAGAUCAAUAGAAUCAACAGAACAACCGCAGUAGCCUGUGAAAGACUAUAUCUGACUGGAAUUUAAUUUAGGUUUUAUUCACGUGCUGAAUUAUCUGGAUUUCCCUGGGCAGACAGACGGCGCUCCGGUGCCCAGGGCAGCCAGACGCACCAGAGGAUUCCUCAGCUUUACGCAGUUACCGGAGGACAGCAGGAGUCAUCGCACUACUGUGGUGAAUUACUCACGCUUUCCCCUACCACAGCACCGGUGGUGACAACAAGCCGGCGCGAACAUGCUACAAAAUGGAAACGGGAAGGAGCAACCGCUGCAAGCGCCAAAGGCUGAGGCAGAACCGGACUCCCCGGCCGCCGACGACCCGAAACAACAACAACAGCAGCAGCAGCAGCAGCAGCAGCAACAGCCCGAUCUCCCCGCUGCUGAGAAAAAGGACGCGGGCACCGAGUCCACUCAGUUCCCCUUGCCCGUUUACCCGAAACUGGAGAUAAAACGCAACGCAGUGACGGACGAUUAUAAAAUCUCCAGUCAGGUUCUGGGCUUAGGAAUCAAUGGCAAAGUCCUCGAGUGUUUCAAUAAGAAGACAGGAGAGAAGUGCGCACUGAAGAUUCUGUACGACAGCCCCAAAGCCAGACGAGAGGUGGAGCUUCACUGGCGAGUAUCAGGAGGGCCGUACAUCGUUCGCAUCCUCAACCUCUAUGAAAACAUGCAUCAUGGGAAGAAAUGUCUGCUCAUCAUUAUGGAGUGUAUGGAGGGAGGAGAGCUGUUCAGCCGAAUCCAAGCCAGAGGAGACCAGGCCUUCACUGAGAAAGAGGCAUCUGAGAUUAUGAGAGACAUCGGCACAGCCAUCGACUUUCUCCACAACAUUAACAUCGCACACAGAGACAUCAAGCCAGAGAACCUGCUGUACACCACUAAAGAGAGAAACGCGGUCCUCAAACUGACAGACUUUGGCUUCGCUAAGGAGACCACGCUACACAACCCUCUACAGACUCCCUGUUAUACACCGUACUAUGUGGCUCCUGAGGUUUUGGGUCCGGAGAAAUAUGACAAGUCAUGUGACAUGUGGUCUCUGGGAGUCAUCAUGUACAUCCUGUUAUGUGGCUUUCCUCCAUUUUACUCCAACACGGGUCAGGCCAUUUCACCAGGGAUGAAGAGGAGGAUCAGGAUGGGCCAGUAUGAGUUUCCCAACCCAGAAUGGGCUGAGGUGUCACAGGAAGCAAAAGAUCUGAUCCACCAGCUACUGAAGACGGACCCUAAUGAAAGAAUGACCAUCACUCAGUUUAUGAACCACCCCUGGAUCAAUCAGUCCAUGGUGGUUCCCUCCACUCCACUCCACACCACCCGGGUCCUGACUGAAGACAGAGAGAUGUGGGAGGAUGUGAAGGAAGAGAUGACCAGCGCUUUAGCGACCAUGCGCGUGGACUACGACCAGGUGAAGAUCAAGGAUCUCGACACUUCGAGCAACCCCCUGCUCAAUAAGAGACGUAAGAAGGCCGCUGCAGGGGCCAAGAGUGGGUCCACUGUCUGCCAAAGCCAGUGACACACUGAUGACCAACAAGGGAGAAUCCAAACAGAACAGCCAAUGGUGAAGAAAAGCAACUCAGAAGAGGGAGGAAAAGUUGAUUUGUGCAGGAGAGGAUCAUUUAGAGAGCUGCUCGGGAGUCCUGAGAGACUGGACAUUGAGGGCGUGUUCUCUUAAAUAAAGGGACAACAUAGGAACAACAGCGAUGUCAAAACUGAACGUUUAUAGGGUAUGUUGCCUGCCAGUGGUAGUAAUCAACAGCUGUGCUCACUGCAGGCCUGUCUGUUUUUAAUUAUUUAUGUAUGUAUGUAAUUUUUAGAUCCUGGCUGCAGAUAUCAACUGUCAUCAAGUAUUUGUAGUGAUAAUAUUUUGUGUAUUUUAAUGCUGGUUUGCCUGUUUGAGGUCUUCUUUGUAACUAUGCACUGGUGUGCAGAUCACACACACAGACAGACAAACCAACUGCAGACAGACUGUGAAUCCUAGAACACUCAAUAUUACCUGUGUUGUCUUAAUAUUGUCUGUCUUUUGCUGUUUCUUUUCAGGGGAUUAAAGCAAAGUCUGACACUGACUGUCUUGUCAAUAAAAUGUAGCCUCUGUAAUGAGCUACAGAUCAACCCGA
Molecule: messenger RNA, 2240 nt
Organism: Lates calcarifer (barramundi perch)
Lineage: Eukaryota; Metazoa; Chordata; Actinopteri; Centropomidae
Gene: mapkapk3
Product: MAPK activated protein kinase 3
Exons: 11
Coding region: 374-1639 (421 amino acids)
Biological process (GO): peptidyl-serine phosphorylation; toll-like receptor signaling pathway; protein autophosphorylation
Cellular component (GO): cytoplasm; nucleus
Molecular function (GO): calmodulin binding; mitogen-activated protein kinase binding; ATP binding
Source: RefSeq, a predicted model, not a curated record